GCAAGGGAAAAGAGCGUGCAGAAAUGUUCUCUGCAGCGGAACAAACCCUCCUCAUGGAGGUAUAUGAGGAUUACAGCCACAUAAUCCGAAAGAAGGGCAAUACUGCGGCAAUCAAUAAAGCGAGGGAUGUGGCGUGGCAGAAUAUUGCCGACAGGCUGAAUGCAAGCAAUCUCAGUAGCCAGAGGAGGACCGGCCACCAGGUCAAAAUCAAAUAUAAGAACAUUCUUAGCAAUGCCACCAGAAAGCAGACUGCAUCCAUGGGUACUGGUGGGGGACCGCCACCGGAGGAGCUCACACCAGCUGAGAUCCUGGCCCUUGGGAUAAAUAAGGGGCCCAAGAUAGUUGGGAUCGAGGGGGGGAGCUCCUCCAACCCUGUGGCCCCAGAGAUCCGGGCCCCAUAUGUUGAAGGUAUUGUCAAUCACUGCCCCUAUUCUGGUGACAGACCCUCAUUAGGGAUAACUAACUAUGCAGCUGUGUGUCUGAUAGUGACAGGGGAUCAAAUUAUUCUCCUUGACCCACCACAAGUGCACAUUGAGGAUGCAGCCGGGACCCAAGUCGACCCAGGAGAAGGCCCAAGCCAACAGCCACAUGAUGAUGAUGAUGAUGAUGAUGAUGACUAUGACGAUGAUGAAACGCUCACCGGUCGAGACAGUGAGCUCCAAGAUGAACCUAGGCCUUCCCCAGCUGGCAAGAGGACUACAUCUGCUGGACGAAGUGAAGACAUCCGUGCAAUUUAUAAGCGGUAUCUCCUCCAUGCAACGGAGUAUAAGAGGCUACAGAUUAAGAAGAUCAAACUUGAGAUCAGGAAGAUGGAAAAGGAUGUAAGUAUGAAUCCAAAUGCACAGCAAAAGAGGUCAUUGUACUGUAUUUAAUGUUCCAUUCUGUCUCCACAGCCUGACCUGCGUGACCCACCAACAUAACCAUUUUAUUUUCAAUGCCUCAAUUUCCUUUGAUUAUAUUUUGUUUGCUAAUUAGUUUAAUUUUGUAUUUAUUUGUGUCUUAAUU
Molecule: messenger RNA, 1005 nt
Organism: Perca fluviatilis (European perch)
Lineage: Eukaryota; Metazoa; Chordata; Actinopteri; Perciformes; Percidae
Exons: 6
Coding region: 24-872 (282 amino acids)
Source: RefSeq, a predicted model, not a curated record